AUGCCACCAAGAGGACACGGGAGAAGAAAGAUUGGGAAGACUUCCUCUACUGCGGGUAAAGCAUCUGCAAAAAAAUCCAUAAAGUCAUCAUCUCCAUCAAUAACGUUACAAGAAAUUCUUGAUAAUUUAGGAAUACAAUUUGAUAAAGACAUCGGAUUACUUAAUGGUGAAAGUACAAGAAUAAUACCAUCCAUAUCAACUUUAGAAUCAUUGAGGAAAUCAUUAGUGAAGCUAAAUGAUCAAUUGGAAAUUGUAUCAAAUCAUGAUGAACUCACUAUUGAACAAGUUACAAGACAAUUGAAAGUGAAUAAUGGAGAAGUACAAGAAGAUGAAGAUAUUGAAAUGGAUGAUAGUGAUGUUUUCACAGCUGAAGCAACCCCAAUACCAAAAGAUUCAGAAUCAAAAGACUUGAAGAAAGAUGAAGAAGAUGAUGUAAAGAUGGAAGAUAUUAGUUCAAGUCCUAAUAAAGAUGAAGUUGAUACAAAAGAUGAAGACAAUGAGAAAAAAGUGAAAAAAGAAGAUGAAGACGAUGAAGAUGAAGAUGAAGAUGAAGAUAAACCUCUUGCUGAUACAACACCACCACCAAGCGCAGCUGAAACCAUUACAAAAGAUGAAGAUGUGCUUGUUGAUAUACCGAAAGAUGAUUUAAAAUCAUCACCAUCAAAGAGGAAAUUAAGUCAUCAAGAAGAAAUAGAAAAUGAUCCAUCAGUUCGUAACCCAAAAUCAGAAUUUGUUACAUCUCAAACAUUACCUGCAGCUGCUAUUGCAUUAGGAUUAUUUUCAGAUAAAGAUGGUGGAUUAGAAGAAUCUGGUGAUGAAUAUCUGAAAAAAAAAUAUGCAGUUUCUUCUUACCCAAAAAAUGAUUUAAAAGAUUUAUUACCAGGUCCAAUACCUGAUAUUGAUUUUAGUAAAAGUAAACCAUCAAAUCAGGUUCAAUUUGCUACAUUUCAAAGUUUUAUUGAAAAUUUUUAUAGAAAUUUUACAGAAGAUGAUUUAAAAUUUUUGAAAAAUAAAUAUAUAAUGACUGAUGCUUUGACAAAUGAUUCAAAUUACGAUCCAAAUUUAACUCCAUAUUUAAUUCCAAAUUUGGGUCAAUUAUAUUCAUUAGUUUGGAAUGAAGAGGAAAAUUCUUCAAAUUAUUCACCACCACCAUCAAGAGUAACUCAUGAUUCAAUAUUACCAAAAAAAUCUUCAACUGAUUUGAAUGAUGAUGUAUUAGAGACUGAAGAUGUUAGUUGUGGACCUUUAGUUUCAAGAUUAUUAUCAGCUAUAUUAAAAGAUGAUAAAGGAAAUGAAAAUGGAUCUAUUGAUAAUAAUAUAACGAAUUCAAAUAAUACAACAACAACAACAACUACAAACAACAAUAACAAUAAUGAGAAAAAUGAUGAUGAUAUUACUAUAACUGCUUCAAAUACAAUAAAUAAUGAACCAAGAACAAGUACAAGUGCAUUACCUGAACAACAAGGUUGGAAAGUAUCAAGUGUUAAUGCAGAUUAUAAUUCAUUAGAAGAUAGAUUGAAAAGAGAAUUAAAAUAUAUUGGAAUUUUCAUGAAUUUAAAUUCACAAAAUGGUUCAUCAAAUAAUAAUGAAAAUAAUAAUAAUAAUAACAAUAAAGAUGAUGAUGAAGAUCAAGAACCUGAUUGGAUGAAUCCUCAAGAUGAUGAAGUUUCAACAGAGCUACGUCAAUUACAAAAUGAAUUAAAAACAGUAUCAAGAAGAAAUAAUAAAAGAAAAAAGGAAUUAUUACCAAUUAUUGAAAAUCAAUUAGCAUGGCAAGAGUAUUUAUCUAUAUUAGAUGAUUUAGAUAAACAAGUUGAUAGUGCAUAUUUGAAAAGAAUUCGUGUACCAAAACAUAAAAAAAAGAAAACUGCAUCAGGUUCAUCAUCAAAUACUCAUGGAUCAUCUGUACCACCAUCUGUUCAAAUUCAACAACAAGCUCAACAAGCACAUCAAGCUGCAGCAAAUUCUGCAAUAAAAUCAUUAUUAGAGAAAAGAAUUAGAUGGAUUAAUAGAAUUGGUCCAUUAUUUGAAAAACCUGAUGGUGGUAAUAUGAAAAGAAUACCAAAAGAAAGUGUUUUCAGUAAAGGUGAUUUAGAUGAAGAAGAAGAAGAAGAUUAUGAAGAUGGUGAAGAUUUAGUUUUACAACAACAACAAUGA
This is a messenger RNA of Hansenula ciferrii, 2157 nucleotides long. It is a transcript of the gene NGG1, whose product is annotated as histone acetyltransferase NGG1. Lineage: Eukaryota; Fungi; Ascomycota; Saccharomycetes; Phaffomycetales; Wickerhamomycetaceae. The record is from RefSeq and is a predicted model, not a curated record. The transcript has a single exon. Bases 1 to 2157 code for a protein of 718 amino acids. Gene Ontology annotation, biological process: regulation of transcription by RNA polymerase II. Gene Ontology annotation, molecular function: transcription coactivator activity. Gene Ontology annotation, cellular component: SAGA complex.